This is a messenger RNA of Myotis brandtii (Brandt's bat), 489 nucleotides long. Its product is annotated as BET1-like protein. Gene Ontology annotation, molecular function: SNAP receptor activity. The coding region runs from base 49 to 489 and encodes 146 amino acids. Gene Ontology annotation, cellular component: SNARE complex; Golgi trans cisterna. Gene Ontology annotation, biological process: retrograde transport, endosome to Golgi; regulation of retrograde vesicle-mediated transport, Golgi to ER. NCBI's taxonomy places the organism in Eukaryota, Metazoa, Chordata, Mammalia, Chiroptera, Vespertilionidae. The transcript has a single exon. The record is from RefSeq and is a predicted model, not a curated record.
UCGGGGAGGCAGCGGCGGGCUGGGACCCAGGUGGGGCGGGCCGGUGCGAUGGUGGACUGGGCUCGCGCUCAGAGCUCCGGUGCCGUGGAGGAGAUUCUAGACCAGGAGAACAGGCGGAUGGCUGAUAGCCUGGCCUCCAAGGUCACCAGGCUCAAAUCGCUGGCCCUGGACAUCGAUAGGGAUACGGAGGACCAGAACCGGUACCUGGACGGCAUGGGCUCCGAUUUCAUGAGCAUGACAGGCCUGCUCACGGGGAGCGUGAAGCGCUUUUCCACGAUGGCGCGGUCUGGGCGAGACAACCAGAAGCUGCUGUGGGGCAUGGCCGGGGGCCUGAUCAUGGUCUUCUUCAUCCUCUCCUACCGAGAGCAGGGACAUGAGCCAGUGGAGCUGGCUCUGUGGGUGCCCCAGGCAACCAGGAUCUCCUGCCCGGUGUCUGGCUGCAGAGGACCUGCUACCAAAUACUGCUUUGAAGUGAUGACCGCGGCUUAG